Ixodes scapularis (black-legged tick) is the source of this 718-nucleotide messenger RNA. RefSeq lists its product as uncharacterized. The record is from RefSeq and is a predicted model, not a curated record. Lineage: Eukaryota; Metazoa; Arthropoda; Arachnida; Ixodida; Ixodidae. The transcript is spliced from 3 exons. Bases 245 to 709 code for a protein of 154 amino acids.
GUCUUGACCACGCAGAAAGGUAGACACCACUCAUGUUUAAAUUACCUGUGGUCAGAGCACAACAAAAUGUGGUACUAACUUUAACCAAAUUUCUACGCACAGCUGUCCCCUGAGCCCUGCUAGGGUUGUUUUUGAAGCAAUGUAAGCAUACUUUAUAUUGCUUUGUCGUAACCUCUUUCCUGUGGCAUGGCCUGUGCCAUGAGUGAAACGCCGCACAUCUGCAAUAAAUAAUCCAGGUACUCCAAUGGCCCUGCUCUCUUGCUAUCGGAGGAAAACAGCCCAAGGUGUGCGGUCUCAAUCCUUUAUUGGUGCUGCAAGGUGCACUGCAUACUCCUCUUACAAUACUGAAGCACAAAUUCACAGUCUGCCUUUAUUUUGCAGCAUCUAUGAACACCCAGGCACGGGAGCCGAUGUAGGUCCUUCACGAUCAGCCAAGAGGCCUGCUGACCAAGUGCCAUCAUCCCGAAAAAAGAAUCAACGGGGCCAGGAUAGCUUCGAGGACUCUGUGCAGAGCGUCCUCCACAGCUGCUCGGCAACAUUGAACGCCAUCUCGCACAAGGCCGACACGCCUGUCAUUAAAAACGACUGUACGGCGGGGGCACAAUGGAUUGAAUCCAAACUGGCAUUGCUUUCACAAAAGCUAAGAUGUGAGGUAAUGCAUAAGAUCAACCAACUGCUGUAUGAGGCUGAGAUGAAGAUGUUGGAAUGAAUGCUCAAC